Bemisia tabaci is the source of this 1798-nucleotide messenger RNA. RefSeq lists its product as uncharacterized. The record is from RefSeq and is a predicted model, not a curated record. Gene Ontology annotation, molecular function: nucleic acid binding. Lineage: Eukaryota; Metazoa; Arthropoda; Insecta; Hemiptera; Aleyrodidae. Gene Ontology annotation, biological process: DNA integration.
UAGAAAGGCAACCUUAUUAGCCGCCCCUGAUGCUCUUUCUAGAUUGCCACUGGAACAAGAGCAAGUAAAAGUCAUCAAUUCUUACAUUGAAAUCAUGCCUGAUUUACCUGUUACAAGCUCUGUUGUAGCCACAGCAACUCAGGAAGAUCCCCUUCUAAGCCAAGUGCAUAAUUUUGUGUUGAUUGGUUGGCCUAACUCUAUUGAAGAUAAAAAUCUUGUACCAUUCUUCAAAAUUAAGGAAUUUUUGUCCUUAGAGGAAGAAGUCAUUUUGUUUGGUGAUCGCGCUGUCAUCCCCAGUAAAUUACAGAAAAUCGUUUUAAAUUUACUUCACAAAUCGCAUCCAGGAAUAGUUAGGAUGAAGUUAUUGGCAAGGCAAAAUGUUUGGUGGCCAAGCCUAAACUCAGAUAUAGAAAGCAUUAGCAAAUCUUGUGAAGCAUGCCAAGCACUAAAUUUUAAACCUUUGUCUUGUGAAUCUGUGUCCUGGCCCGUCACAAGUUCUCCUUGGGAGAGAGUCCAUGUGGAUCAUUUUUAUUUCGAUAAUAAUACAUUCUUUCUCUUAGUUGAUACUUAUUCAAAUUGGUUAGAUGUCUGCCAAGUUAAGUCUACUUCUGCUGAAAGUGUUAUAGCUAAGUUAAGUUCACACAUUUGUACUUUUGGGCUUCUCAAAGAAAUAGUAAGUGAUAAUGGCCCGCCGUUUGAUUCGGCAGAAUUUUUAGACUUCUGUACAGCCAACAAUAUUUUGGUGUCGAAAUCGCCACCGUAUCAUCCGAAAAGCAAUGGUACUGCAGAGAGAGCAGUACGUACCAUCAAAAGUGCUUUAAAGAAAGGUAUUAUGGACGCUAAAAAUGUUGAAAAAUCAUACUCCUUAACAAAUAUUUUAUCAGAAUUUUUGCUUCACUACCGAAACACUCCAACCACAGUAAAAGGAAAAACCCCAGCUGAAUUAAUUUUUAAUUAUAAACCUCAAAUUCCGCUCUCGUUAUGUAAACCACAAGGACAAACAUUUAGAAAAUUAGUUAAGUUGGAACCUGAUUGCAAAGUCUUAGUAAAAUUUAGCAAAAACCAUGAAACAAAAAUAGGUAAAAUAAUUAGAAAUGUAAGCCCAACAACCUAUUUAGUAAAUUUAGAUGGUAACACUAAAUUAGUACAUGUAAAUCAGUUAAAAGUAACUUCUUUGUCAAUGGAUUCGCUUCAGAAUAAGGCACCAGUUCUUGAGUCAUCUAAACUUGAAAAUUCUUGGGUGAACAAGGAGAGUUGUCGCCGGUAUGUGGUGACUAGUCCUUUGCGUCAUCUGCAGCCAAAUUUGGCAUCAUCCAAAACCAGUGCCCCAAAGCAGUCUUGUCAAAACAGACCGGUUACAUCUGUUCCCAGUUCAACAACCUUGCACCCAGAAGUGCGACGUUCUGGCAGAAUCCGGAAACAGCGUGACCGCUUAGAUCUUUAAUUGUCAGAAUUUGUUAAUUCCUCGAAAUUCUCUUGUUGACCUUACAUUUAAAACAAUUGUCAAAAAUUUAUAAAUUCCUUGAAAUUCUAUUUGUUAACUACAUUUAAAAUAAUUGUCAAAAUUUGUAAAUUCUUUGAAAUUCUCUUGUUGACUAAACAUGUAAAAAAAUUUUUUUUUUUUUCUACCCUAGCGGGGAGAGGAUGUUGUGAAUGUAGAUUUGGCUACACUGUACAUAGCAUCCGCCAUCUUGUCGUUGUCUCUCGUCUACCGUACUGUUCACCGACCUUGUAUGUCCCUUGUCAACCGUCACCGUUUUUCCUCCCUUUGAAUAAAGAAUUGUGUCGUGUCCUCCAA